UCCCAGACGGUGCAGAAUAGAUCACAUCGGAAUGGCGGGUGGUCGACAGAAACUCUAUCUCACUAACAACUGCAUGAAUAAACGGAACAUAGUGUCCUUACUGCUUGUGACAUUGGGGUUGUACCAUGAACAUCAGAGACCAGACCGGGACCAGUACAUACAGGUUCACCUUGAUAAUGUACAGGAUAUUGCAAAACCUCUGUUUAACAAAACAUUGGCGACAGAUACAGACUUGCUUGGUUUACCGUACGACUUUCAUUCUAUCACCCACUUCAGACAGUACGAGUACGCAAAACAUGCUUCUCGACCGACUAUAACAUCCAAUGUGUCUGGGGUUAGCUUUGGCGACAGAGACGUACUCAGUUUCUAUGACGUCCUUAAAGUACAAACAUUAUACAAAUGCACCAAAGGUUAUACAAUGAUUGGUCACGGUGUCAAUCGCUUUACACAAAAUUCUCUUGAUUGCUACUACCCACAAUGGCACCUCAGCUCUGAACAUCUCCCGGAUUACAUGAAUACAAGCUGUGAUACAGAAGGUCCGUAUACAUUGACUGUCCUGAACGGCGCCAUAUGGAAGAGUACAUUUCCCUUACCAUCUGGUAACUUCUGUGUAUCUGUUAGUGUCUGCAUCGCGUCCUCCUCCACCGACAUAAAAUCAUACAUACAACUCACCACGAUGGACGGACUCGACAUAUCCAAGCUCAACUACACUCAACCGAGCGGGCACUGGCAGACGUUCAAUAGGUCGUUCACUUCAGAACAGGAAUGGACAAUGCUGCUGAAAGCUCACAUCAUGUGGGGCGGAGAUGUACUGGCACUAAACAACGUGAUUGUUACUAGUGGCUUAUGUGAGAUGAAGAAGGAACCUAAUCUGUAAUGAGUUGUUUCUAGUCAUACCUAUAUAUCACCCCUCGCUUGUGUAGGGUGAUAUACACCAGGUCUGAAGUUAAGGAUUUGUUAUAAAUGUAAGGCCACAGGAUCUUUGUAAUCAGCAAAAGUGUACUUAACUGUAAAUUAGACAGAAUGAUAGUGUGUUUUGUUAUCAGUCUAAUCAACAUAUGCUUAUCACUUUUUGAAAUUACAUUUGUUUAGUUUAUAUGCACACUGUACAACUGUACUCGCAUAUAACAUGACUAUUAUAAUUCUUAUUUCGUGAGGAGUUUUUAACUGUGUGAUAUCAGUUAGAAAUGUAUAUUCUGUAUGCAUGUAGUAUUGGUCUUUAUUUGUAAGAUACAGACUAGCCAUUAAGUUAUCGACAGUCAUUGUGUUUGGUAUGGACGAAUGUUAACAAGCUACCCAUAAGUCUGUGUAUGACAGGCAUCAGGUAUCAAGCAACGGACAUGAUUACGGACUGAAUAAAGUUAUUAAAUUACCAACAAGUCUGCAAAUGACCUGGAUCAAGUUAUCUAGUUAUCGACAAGUUUGUGUACGCACAGGAUUAAGCUAUUUAAUCAUUAUCAUGUCUAUAUAUAAUCUGAAAUGAAUAAUUAAGGCUGUACGGAUUUGAUCAAGUUAAUAAAAGUGUGUACUUUGUAACUGUAAGCAGAAAUUUCUUUUUCUAAACACACAUAUGAAAAGUUAAGAGUAGGAAACAUUGUUCAAACAAGAGAUAUUUUUUUUAUAGAUUCAAAAAGCGUAUUUGAUUUUUUUUCUGGUAUGAAAAAAAGGUAUGAUAUAGUUUACAUCAAGGGGACAAUGUCUUUAAGAAAGGGUUUGGAUAAACCCCUUACGUAUUUUGAUAUGCCACAGUGAGGAUCAAAUAGGCAAAUAGAGCAUUUUGUAUUGUUUGUAAUGUUUGAACACAUAGAGAAUACGUUGUGCCUAUUAUAAGAAAGCAUCAACACAAAAAAUGUUGGAGAAAAAUGUUACAUGUUAAUACUUCGAUAAUAUAUAACAUUAAGAUGCAGAAUCCUUAGAUCGAGCCAUGUUGUUUUCAUCAUUGUCAGCAUGUAUGUUAAUAAUAGAAUAAAGCCAA
Molecule: messenger RNA, 1975 nt
Organism: Mizuhopecten yessoensis (Yesso scallop)
Lineage: Eukaryota; Metazoa; Mollusca; Bivalvia; Pectinida; Pectinidae
Product: zinc metalloproteinase nas-28-like
Exons: 5
Coding region: 32-877 (281 amino acids)
Biological process (GO): proteolysis
Molecular function (GO): metalloendopeptidase activity
Source: RefSeq, a predicted model, not a curated record